This is a messenger RNA of Exophiala bonariae, 2487 nucleotides long. RefSeq lists its product as uncharacterized. Bases 1 to 2487 code for a protein of 828 amino acids. The record is from RefSeq and is a predicted model, not a curated record. The transcript has 2 exons. NCBI's taxonomy places the organism in Eukaryota, Fungi, Ascomycota, Eurotiomycetes, Chaetothyriales, Herpotrichiellaceae.
AUGGGUGAGAACCGCUAUCGCCCGGCCUCCCCUCAACGCCGGUAUGGCGACCCUCGUGCCUCCACUGGCAUGGUCUUCUCAACAUCCUUUGAUGGCACCAAUGCUCGAUAUGCUUCUCAACCUCGUACUGCCGUCGAUUCCUUUCCAGUCGCUCGCCAUGGAAGUUUAUAUACAACCCAACCAGUAAGAAAGACUUUUCUCGACGAUUCCCACCCAGGCGGUUCCAUUACAAGAACAGAAUACAGUGUGCGUCCGAGGAACAAUUCCAGUGUUACCGAACAGCGCCGCCCUAUGUCUACCUAUGUCCCUAGACCGUCAAACUCGCCUCCACGCAUUCGGCCUACAGUCGUGUCGUCUACGCGAGACGACCCAAGACCUCCUCAUGUUGUCCCGGUACGAGAGGAACGAUACCUAGUUCCCGCCUCAGGCCAACCACGACAUCACCAGCGCCAUUCUUCUGCGACUCGUGCUGACCAGGAUAGACUUGGUCCACUCAGAAUCCCUAGGCAACCAGAGUACCAUCGAGGAGGUGGUUAUAACGCAACUCCCACAUAUGCAUCCCACAAUGGUCCUCUAAAAGAUGAAGACUUCUCCUACACGACUCCCAAAGAACAAUUUCUUCAAGAAUCCUCCUCCGCCAUCCCUCAACGCCGGGAGAGCUAUAGUCGGCGAGAGCGGCCAAUCAGUAUGAUCGGUAUCGUUCCCGAAUACAGAAUUCCACAAGGGAGGAGAGACAUGGGUCCCCCUCCAUCCUCCGCACGCAUCCUGGAGAGAAUCGAUAGACCAGACCCUUAUAGGUCAGCGGGCACCCGAGGUACUGAUAGUGACACGGAUCGCGAGCGUGGUAAUGAUGUCCCAGUUCGCCGACACUCGACUCGUGCCCCUGUCCUACAUCAAUAUCGAGAAGACCGGAAUGGUGGUCGUUCGUCGCCAAAGGAUGAUCGUGAAAUGCGACCUCCUCCUCGCCCACGUAAUGAUCGCUACGACGAUGAAGAUCGUGUUGCCAAGCCUAGACACAGGGACGAUCGAGAAAGAGAACCACCUCCAACUCGUGACAAUGAUCGGCCUCGCGAACGAGAUCGAGAGCGUGAUAGAGACCGAGAUCGAGACAGGGACAGAGACAGGGACAGAGAUCGGGACCGAGACCGAGAACGAGACCCCGACCGAGAACGUGAGAGGCCACGAGACCUUGAGAAGAAUGGCAAAUUUCCAGAAGAACGACGCAAACCUCGGAGUAGGGAUCCCAGUCCAGAACAUUCUGGGAUACGGAAAGGAGUGGCUGCCGCUGCCGGACUGGCGGCUGCAGGUGGCAUUGCUAGCCUAGCAUCAAAAGCUCACAAUGGUCGUGAGGAGUCUGAUAGCGAUGACCGCAAAGAGAGAAAGCACCGGAGACGACACAAUCAUCGAGACGAUCCUGAAACCGAGGAACUUGCCGGUCGUGUCGAGAGAGACAUCAACAUCAAUGGCGAAAGACCAUCGCAUGACCAUCGUAGAGGAGAGCCGAAGCCCGACGACCCAGCGGAGAAUGAAGAACGCCGGGAACGGAGAAAGCAUCAUCGUAAACAUAGAGACAAGCAGGGACGAGGAGAGGAAUCUGAUACCACUGAAGAUUCCAUCGAGAAGACUUCACGUCACCGGGGUCAUGAGAGAGAACGAGAGGCUGAGCUUCGGGAGCCCGCUCGACCACGUCGUGAAAGAGAUCCUUCACGUGAAGAUGAACGAGCUCCACCUGAACCCCAACAGCAACGUACAAUGUCACCCGGUGAAGAUGAAGACGCUCGACCCCGGCGGGUACAAUUGGUGGAGCCUGUUGAGAAAAAGGAGGAGUUCAAACCCAAGGGUAUCCUCAAAAAACCUCGAGCUGUGCCAUUCCCAGAAGAUCCCAAUCCUCAACGAGAAGGUGUUGCACCUCUUAAGGAUGCUGGCAAAGAAGGUAUCCCUCCUAAUGCCAGAUGGACCAAAAUCAGUCGUGCCCUCGUCAACCCAGAAGCUCUAGAAAAGUCCCAUGAAAGAUUUGAAGAAAGGGACGACUACGUCAUAGUGCUACGUGUGGUCACCAGAGAAGAGAUCAUGAAAUUCGCAGAGAAGACAAAAGAAAUCAGAGAAACCCGAGAACGCGAGUGGCAGGCUGAAUUGGAGCAGAAGCGUCACCAUGGCUACAGCGACAGCAGUGAUGAUGAAGGCCCGAUCAGUGUUCCACGGAUCGAACCCGCUCCACUGAACCAACAAGAUUUCCGAGUACAACUCCAGCAGCAGCAGCAACAGCAGCAAUCUGUCCCCGUGAGAGUCGAGCAACCCAUAGGAGUGCCAGGCACAAUACCACCCAUUACCGCUCCGCCUCCCCCUGCUGGAGGCUUUGGACCAGGCGCUGGCAUUCAAACUCAACCACUCGCACCAGUCCAGCAGCCACCACAGCAACCGUCUGCGGCACCCAUACCACAAAUCCAGGUUGAGCCUGUUCCGGCGAGCUAUUCAACCAAUGUGUGA